This is a messenger RNA of Arachis stenosperma, 1090 nucleotides long. RefSeq names its product nudix hydrolase 15, mitochondrial. The coding region runs from base 93 to 845 and encodes 250 amino acids. Gene Ontology annotation, biological process: coenzyme A catabolic process. The record is from RefSeq and is a predicted model, not a curated record. Gene Ontology annotation, molecular function: acetyl-CoA hydrolase activity; coenzyme A diphosphatase activity. The transcript is spliced from 4 exons. Lineage: Eukaryota; Viridiplantae; Streptophyta; Magnoliopsida; Fabales; Fabaceae.
GAUUUCCUGUCUUGCAUGCCAUCAAUAAAAGAACUCUCAAGUUUAUACUUUAAGACUCAAAAAUACAAAAUUUGGAAUCUAAUAAGAAUAACAUGGAAAGCAGAAAACAUAGGAAGGGGAAAAUGGAAUCACACAGUGCUGAGGUACGAGGUUCACAGAGACUACAAGCUUUGCUUCAUCAUUUCCAACCUUCCAUAACCAACAACCCCCACAACUUGAAUCGCAGCCAUUUCACCUCGAAACCGACCAAGAGAGCUGCGGUUCUGAUCUGUCUCUUUGAAGGUUCCGAUGGGAAUCUCAGAGUGAUCCUCACUUUGAGGGCUUCUUCUCUCUCACGCCACUCCGGUGAGGUUGCUCUGCCAGGUGGCAAGAGGGAAGAAGGUGAUGCUGAUGAUGUAGAAACCGCUUUGAGGGAGGCUAAGGAGGAAAUUGGAUUGGACCCUUCUCUUGUUUCUGUUAUCACUCUUCUUGAACCCUUUCAUACUAAGUAUGGCAUUACAGUAAUACCUGUGGUGGGAAUAUUGUCCAACAAGGAUGCAUUUUCACCGGUUUUAGAUUCAGCUGAAGUUGAAGCAAUAUUUGAUGUUCCAUUGGAGAUGUUCCUCAAGAAUGAGAAUAGGAGAGCUGAGGAAAGAGAAUGGAUGGGAGAGAAGCAUCUUGUACAUUAUUUUGAUUAUGAAUUUGAGAAUACACAGUAUGUGAUAUGGGCUAUAACUGCUGCUAUCUUGAUCAGGGCAGCUACCAUUUUACUUCAGCGGCCGCCGGAGUUUCUAGAGCAGAGGCCUAAAAUCUGGGGAGGAAUUACUGAAAACGACAUGAUAAUGUUACAGAAUAGUUCCAAGUAGUUUUAGUUUUAUCAUUUUUUACAUCUUUUAAUUUGUAUGAUGUUUUUCAGAUGAACCUGCCUGCUCUCCUUUUUUUGAGCAAUAUAAAACAAGUGAUUGAAGCAAACUGAAUUUGGAGGAAGGUCAUGAGGAAUUGAGAAACUUCUCACUUAUUUGUGAAGCACUGUUUCAGUGAUAUAGCUUUAAUAAUGAUCAUGAUCUAAAUUCCCCUGCUGACAAAGUGCACAUUAUUUUGUGUUAUUAAU